AAGCUCAAGUCUUCGGCCGAGUUCGAAGCUGUCGCUUAAGACUUGAAACAGUGUUUUUAUUUUCCUUACAAAAAAUAAAAUAAAAGUAAUUAAUACUCUCUGCUAUUGUUUUGGAAUUUUCACUCGAGACUAAUGCUAUUACGCUAACAGUCAAAACCUGAAGCCCAUCAUUUGGAUUAUAAAAAAGUUACCAUCUUUAUGUAGUUUUUUCUUUCUGUGAAUUUCACAUAAAGAAAAAGAAGAAAAAAUGGGUAGUUGUGUUUCAAAGCAAGGAAGCUUUGGGGGAUUGUCAAAGAAGAAGAAAAGGAGGAUUCUGUGCAGAAGAAAGACCAUUAAAAGGAGGGUUUCUUCUCGCAAGCUUGAAAAUGGGGAAUUUGCUGCUGGUUCUAAGGAUUUUUCUCGUGCUAGUUCUACCGUCCAAGUGACAGGAAGUGCAGACUUGGCAUGGCGCGAUUGCUUUUCAGUAUUUGAAUCUGAAUUGGAUGAAGAUUUUUAUAGCCUCCAUGAUGAGGUAGUAUCUGUGACUGGCUCUGAAAAUGCAUCUGCAUUGAGUGUAUCGUCUCCUAGAGAUUUGAGUCUAAUUAACAAUGUUAAUUCUCAAUCGAAGGCGAAUGAUAAUCAGACUGAGGGGAGUGCUGUAUUUGUGGAUGAUAUUUCUAGUGAAAGUAUUCGUGGGGAUGAAAAGCAAGCUGCACAUCAUGUCGAACUUCUUCCAAAUACUUGCUUGCCUUGUCUUCAGUCGACUGCCCCUUCACUUGAGAGAAAAAGAUCGUUUAACCCAAGUACUCUUGGUUCAAAGAAGAAAGCACCUCUGAAACUAUCCUUUAAAUGGAGGGACGGACAUGCCAAUCCGACAUUAGUUUCUCCGAAGGUGGGUUUCCAAAGACCGGUAGCUGGUACCUCAGUCCCACACUGUCCGAAAGAGAAAAGCAUGCCUGAUUGUUGGUCUCCUCUUGAGCCAAGUUCUUUCAAGGUCCGUGGCCAGAACUACUUUAGGGACAAAAAGAAGGAAUUUGCUUCAAACUCUGCAGCAUUUCAUCCCUUUGGAGUUGACCUCUUCUUAUCUCCACGCAAAAUUGAUCACAUUGCUCGUUUUGUGGAACUUCCGGUUUUUAAUUUAUCUGAAGAAAUCCCUGCUACUCUUGUUGUAAAUAUUCAGAUUCCAUUGUACCCUAUUACAAUCUUUCAAAGUGAAAACGAUGGAGAAGGAAUGAAUUUGGUGUUGUACUUUAAACUAUCAGAAAGUUACUCAAAAGAGCUCCCACUUCAGUUCCGAGAAAAUAUUAUACGGUUUAUCAAUGAUGAGGUAGAGCGAGUUAAAGGAUUCCCUGUAGAUACUAUUGCACCUUUUAGGGAAAGACUGAAAAUGAUUGGCCGAGUGGCAAAUGUUAUGGAUCUUCAUUUAAGCACAGCUGAGAAGAAGCUUAUGAAUGCUUAUAAUGAAAAGCCGGUUCUCUCGCGACCUCAGCAUGAAUUUUACUUGGGCGAGAACUACUUUGAGAUUGAUUUAGAUUUGCAUAGAUUUAGCUACAUAUCUAGAAAAGGUUUCGAGGCGUUUCAGGACAGAUAUAAGUUGUGUAUACUGGAUUUUGGCUUGACAAUUCAGGGAAAUAAACCCGAAGAUUUACCGGAGAACAUGCUAUGCUGCAUACGAUUGAAUCAAAUCAACCACAUUAAUUAUGGUCAACUGCAGUUAUAGGCAAGAACUCUUAUUUUUACUAGGGCAAAUGCUUGAAUGUUGUUUUCACCAUCAACCCAAUCAAUACAAAUAAUUUCUUUAUUAUUUCUUUUAAAGCCUUCCUUCCUCGUUCCAUUACAACCUAGAUUUCGUCUUGUUUUUCAGGUUACAAAUAAAAAAUCUUACAAGUUGUAUCAUCCCAUUUUUACAAUCAGUGUUAAACUUUCAUUUUUUUUUUCUUUUUGGUAUAUAAAUAUUCAGAUGUAAAGUUCUGAUCAAGGUGGAAAGAAAAAGGAAUAAAAGGAAAGACCAUACGCUAUGCAUAUUUAUUCAUCCAUAUGUUUUCCUUUCUUCAUUUAACCAAUAUUGCAAAAGAUAUGUUGGCACUGAAAUUCUUAAGUGCUAAUUCUUUCUAUUAAGAUCAUCAAUAUGAUUGUUGGUUCAUUCAUGGUGGGGCAAAGCAUUUGGAAGCUUUAUAACAACAUUUGUUUGUUUUAGAACAGAAUGUUGUGAGAUGUUCAAUUACAGUUACCUAACAAUCACAAUUCGUUACCAAGUACUUCUUGAACAAUGCUUUCAUGGUUCGGUUUGAUGUUUUUGUUGGAGAACACCUUGAUCCAAAACUGCAUCAAAGCAAUGCUUUUGAUGGCUCAUGCAUCUGGAAACACAACAGCAUUUUCUGUUUCCCAAACAGAUUAUUUUAGGCUGAUCAAACGAACUGAUUGCACAAAUCAUGCAGCAAUUUGUGAGUAAUUCCUUUUUUGUAGAUACCAAACAUUCAUUCUCUCCUCAGCUGCUGCUGCACUAGGCAGUCGUGUGCUGGAUGCCACCUUGUAAGAGGGAUUAAAUGAACCAACUAGAUUAAUCACAUACUCGUAUAAAUCAUUCCCGUUUAAUCUGGAUGGUAAGUUGUUUUCAGCAGCUAAUCCAUAUGAUAGUAGAGAUGAUGUAUAAUAACCAAUAAACAUCCUCAAUAUAAUAUAUGAAACUUCACAGAUUCAAGUCCUCAAAAAUGUGCGUGCAUCGAGCAUAACUCAAAAAUGUGUCAGUAUAUACAGCUAUUAAAGCUUUAACCAUUGAUCUUUGGGAAACAGCCAGGGAAACGACUUUCUACGAGGAGCAUACCUUACAACUCUUCCUACAAUAUCCGUAAUAGUCUUCAGAACCAAUCAUGUAACUAGGGUUCUUUUCACACUCACCCGCUGAAGCCCAGGUAGCACAAUUCUCAUUCUCAUCAACACAAUCUCUAUUUACAGACUGCCACUUUGCCGUAUCGAAUGACCUGACAUGGAUCCAUUUUGUUGCAGACCAUUUCUCACCCUUUAUCA
This is a messenger RNA of Gossypium arboreum, 3006 nucleotides long. RefSeq lists its product as uncharacterized. Lineage: Eukaryota; Viridiplantae; Streptophyta; Magnoliopsida; Malvales; Malvaceae. The coding region runs from base 248 to 1699 and encodes 483 amino acids. The record is from RefSeq and is a predicted model, not a curated record. The transcript has 9 exons.